UUUCAGUUGCUAAGCGACUGUAAUCACGAUUUACGUAGUUUUGUUUAUUUUAUACUACAGUGAUUCUACUUUUUCGGUUUAUUUUAUUUAUAAAUAUAAUUUUAAUGUGUUAAUAAUGUCACAACAAACAAUAGCAUUUUUGGAAAGAAAGUCUGAUACUGAACAGUUAGAGCCUGUUUUAGAAUUAGACGAAAAAGUCAGUGUAAUAUUUGACCGACCGCAAGAAGAAGGUGAAUUCGAAGAAAUUUCACCCCGUAUAUUUACCCUCAAAGAUGUGAAGGAACCGUUGACUUUGCCGUCUUUGAAUAACGCCAUCUAUGAGUUAGGCGUGAUAAACUUAUGCUGGCCUGAGAUAACCGAGCCUGUGUUUGAAACGCGAACAUGCUUUCCUCCAAGUUACUACACCAAUUCCACAAAGGAACGCCUGUUACUGGCUUAUGCGGAGAAUUUCAGGCGCCAGUACAAUUUCCACUAUAAAUUCAAGAGACCUCUUCUAUUUCAAGCACCAAAUGAAUGUGGAUUGCAGAAAAUGGUGUGUACUACUAUCCGGCCAACAAAACUUUGCUACCCGGAAACCAAUACUUGGCAAGGCGUCGCUUCGCUGGUGUCCGACUUCUUUGAAUACGAGCCUCUUUCGAAGCCUAUGUUAUUGCCGGAACGCAUUAUGUCCCCGUACACGGCGCUGAUCCGUCGGAAGGCGAACCCGUUCGAGCUCGCGCACGUCGCGGUCUCGUGGCUCACCGGUGCCGGAUACGACGCGUACGUGGUCGUGGGCUGCGCCGUGCGUGACGUGUGCAUGGCCAUCCGGUACCGGACCGUGUGUCCGGAGCUACCGGACGAGAACCCGAAAGUAGAAACGCCACCCCCUUCCGACGAGGAACCUCGGUACCGCCUGGUGCCGCUGCCCGACCUCACGUCCAAGUACCUCAUCGCGAUGGAGGAGAAGGAAAGAGCAUUACGGCAAGCGGAGAUUGACAAGAUCGAGAACAAACGGCUCGCCAGGAUUGCCGAGCUCGAGAAGCCCCCGCCAGACGACAUCACCGACUGGCGCACACACGCGUGGGUGCUGGUCCUACCAGGGUUCAAGGACAUCGAGGAACCCUUCUUCAUAGAGCCGAGCGAUGGCAACGCGUAUCCGCUCGACGCGCCGCAGUACCGGGGGUUGGAUAGUGUUUACAAUCAUGAAAAUUACUAUGUGAACCUCCAAGAUUGCAAAGAGGGUCUCGGAACAUUGAACUACGAUCUAUGUGAACUGUCCUGUUGGGAGCACCUGCUAGCCGGAGAGCCGACUUACAGACGAGCUUUGACCGGAAUCGACCAGGACGACCCGCGGACUGCCGUCGACACCGAGAAGCAUCUCGACAUGCCGGCCAGCUGGGUUGAGAAACUGGAUAUCACGCCUGAUGAAUUCAGGCGGCGAUUCCCGGGCAGUCACAAAGUCAUUCACUACAAGAAGGUUCUUAUGGAGAAGUUUGCGGCCUACUUCGAGCGUGAUGGACUCGUGAAGAGAAUCAUGCUCUAUGAUGAUUAUGCCUUGACAAAGCCUUUGAUUACCUACGAGUGGUUUCAACAUAGAGCCGACUUGAUGGAGUACGUUAAAAUAGACUACGUCAAAAAAAUCACAUAUGAAAAGUUUGGCAUCGGAAGAAGAGAACAUUUAAUCUACCACGAGUACUCGUUUGACGCCCCGCCAACCUCAAUAGAAGCCCGCCGCACGUUAGAGUUCAACUACUACGCGCGCUUGGACCACCUCACCAAAAUCGAGUGCUCUCCCCUAACCUUCUUCGAGUACUUUACUAAAAGAGAAGAUUUUCUAGGAUCUCGUCGAACAGUAUACACGGAAGGGACCAAAGCUGAACCUAAGCGUCAACUAAAGACGCUCACAGACGACUAUGCUCGCGACUACAGCGUUCCAGCGGAAAAGGAUAUCUGGAGAAGAAUCUUCCAGGUCCCGGACAACACUAUCGAACUCCUGUACCAUUACGCGUACAACUUCGUCACGAAUAACAUCAGGAAAUACCUCAAGUCCAACUUAGCCGAGACGGGUGGCAAGAUCUUGUUCUAUCCGGAGAAGACAUCAGGAUACAUAGCCGAUCCUGUCGGCAAAGCGCCCCGCCCCCUCAACGUUUACCUGACGCUCUGCGAGAACAUGGAGUACGAGAACAAGGCGCGCAAGGGCAUCAGGGACAGGGAAGCGGACAUCAUCACGUACCUGCAGCAGCGGCACAAGGAGCUGACAGAGCCAGAGCUGGUGGUGGCGCUCUUCGACACGGAGAGGAACGAUGCCGCUAGGAAGGGAUGGAUGGAACAAGAAGCUAGAAAAGCUGAAGUGUCAGAACGCGAAAAGGAGGCCGAAAUAGACCCCCUAGCUCCAUACUUGGCUCGCAUGUUCGGCUCCGGCCACGGCAGCGGAGCGCCACUGACCGUUAAGGAAGCCACGCUCGUAAGGGAGCAGUGUAUUAAUGACUUCAAGGCGAAGCAGCUGCAGCGGCAACUUUUGGUCCACGAGCGGUUUGAAGCAAUGAACACGGAAUACAAGCAAAAGAGAUUGUGGUACUUGGCGAAUCAGUACAUUCUUACUCCAGAUAAAGAAGCCAAGUAUUUCGCGACUAGCGCCGAGCUAGCGUUCCAACUACACACCCUAGAGGUGCGGCUGACCCGUCACCAGGAUCUGUCCGCGCCGCGGUACAAGGCUCUCAUGGACUACCUGGACAAGCAUCCGCUGCUCAAGGAGUUCAACCGGAUCAGACACCAUCACGGAAUUAAGUAGCUUCUGCCAAGUCGAACCAAGCAACCAGGUGGU
Cydia amplana is the source of this 2803-nucleotide messenger RNA. RefSeq names its product dynein regulatory complex subunit 7 (gene lobo). The transcript is spliced from 14 exons. The record is from RefSeq and is a predicted model, not a curated record. NCBI's taxonomy places the organism in Eukaryota, Metazoa, Arthropoda, Insecta, Lepidoptera, Tortricidae. The coding region runs from base 116 to 2770 and encodes 884 amino acids. Gene Ontology annotation, cellular component: motile cilium. Gene Ontology annotation, biological process: flagellated sperm motility.